This is a messenger RNA of Plasmodium relictum, 2169 nucleotides long. Its product is annotated as conserved Plasmodium protein, unknown function. The coding region runs from base 1 to 2169 and encodes 722 amino acids. The transcript has a single exon. NCBI's taxonomy places the organism in Eukaryota, Apicomplexa, Aconoidasida, Haemosporida, Plasmodiidae. The record is from RefSeq and is a predicted model, not a curated record.
AUGAAGAAAAAACUCUUUUUAAAAAGAUUUUUAAAUAUAGAAAAAAGGUUUUUUUUCAAUACCCAUAAAAAAGAACAGGUUAAUAAAAUUAUAUUUGAAUAUUUUUAUAUAGAGCAAAAAAUACAUAAGAUUAUUGAUGAAAAUGAAAUAAGAAGUUUAUUAAUAUUGGAUAAAAGUAAUUAUAAUAUAAAUGGAGACAUUUCUAUAAAUAAACAAAAAUUAAAUGAAAAUUUUAUAAAUGAACAAAAACUGGAAGACAAUAUAAAUAAUGAAACAUUUAAUGAAAAUUUAAAGCAUAUUAUAAGUAAGCAUAUUAGUAAUUAUAUAAAUAGUAGUAAGUAUUUUACUCAUCUAUGUGUUUUUUACAUAUAUAAUAAUGAAAAAAAAAAGUUUUUCGAGCUAAUGAAGAAUUUCAACAAUUAUUGUUUUGGUUAUGAGGAUUUAUUUAUACUGUUUUAUUUAAUUUGUAAAAUAAAUUAUAAAGAUAUGUAUGUUAUUAGAAAUAUAUUAAAUGUUUUUGAAAUUUAUUAUUAUAAAAUUAAUAACUCCUUUUCAUAUUCCAUUUCUAAUUUAUUUUUUUAUCCAUAUAAUAAUUUAUACACAGCUGUUAACAAUUUGCCAUUAUUUUAUAAAAUAAAAUUAAUUAAUGUUAAUAAACACUACAAAAAAAAUAGUAUUUUGCAAUCACAUAUAAGCAAAAGCAUUUUAGAAAAAAAAAAGGAAAAUGAUUCAAUUAAUGAAUUUGAAAAAGAAAGGGAUACCAAAAGAAAAAGCAUUAACAAUGAAAAUAAUAUAAGUAUAGAGGAAAAGGAAAAUGGUGAAAAUUUUGAGAAUAUUCCUAACCAAAAUGAAAAUGUAAAGAUUGAAGAAAAAAGAGAUUUUUUGAGAAAAGUAGAUGAAACUGAAUCUGAAAAUGUAUUAGAAAAUUUGCAAGAUGUAGAUAUGGAAAAGUAUGAAAAAAUUAUAUCAAAAAAUAGCGUUAAAUUUAUCAAUCUAAAUAUUAAAAAUGAAAAAAAGAAUAUUCAGAACAAAGAAAGGAAAUAUGAAGGCUUAAAAUUAAAAAGUUUAUUAUUGUUACAGAUAAAAAAUGAAGUAGAAAAAAAGAGAAUAGAUGAAAACUUUUUGGAAUUAAAAGAAGUACUAACUAUAUUUAUUUAUGAUAAAGAAUUAGCUGGAAAAAAUUAUUAUAUAAAAGAUUUUGUUAAUUUUAUAAUAAAUUAUUUUAUAACACAUAGUAAUAUGUUGUCAACUAACGUUUUAACUCUUCUUGUAUUUAUGCAGAAAACAAACUAUUAUUAUAAUAAAAAACUAAACAGUAGUAUUGAAAAUAUAUUAACUAAUUACAUAAAAAGUAUGAAUUUAUCUGAACAAGAUAUAUAUAAUUUUAUAAAUAAGAAAAUUAAAUCAUUACAGGAUAAUAUAAAAAUGGAGAAUAAAGAAAAUGAAAAAAAUUUUAAUAUAUUAGAUUUCCUGUUUGAUCAACAAUAUACUUAUAAUUUUAUAUUGUUUGAAGAUAAUAUAUUUUAUGAAAACAAAUUUCAAUAUGUAACCAAUAAAUUAUUAAAAAAUUAUUUUUUCCUAAUAAGUUAUAUCCUAAGAUUACCGUUCUUAAAGCUGUAUAUUUUAAAGUCAUACCUAAAUUCUUUUAAUAUGUUUAUAAACAUAUUUAUAAAUAAUAAAAAUAUUUUUUCAUAUUUUGAUAUUAGGGAAAUUUCAUUUAUUUGCACGUGUUUUUUAAAAAGAAAAAUUAUUGAAGUAGAAAUAAUUAAUAAGUUAUUUAUUUUAUUAGAUUACAAAAUUAAUAAUUUCAAAAAAUUGCUUCAGAAAAGUGAUAAUUCAGAUAUAAAGCAUAACAAAUGCGAAGAAGCUAAUGAAAAUGUCCCUUUUCAUAUUAAUGAUAUUCUUAUUUUCCUUCAUUUUUUAUACUACUAUAAUUUAAAAUUUGAAGACUUGUAUAAAAAUAUUAUUAUGAUGUGCUUCAACAAUUUUCACUUUUUAAAUAAUACACAAAAACUGAUAUUUUUUAAUAGUGUAGAAGGGAUGAAAAAAAGGAAUAAUAUGAAUGAACAACUUGUAUUAGAUUACUUUAUGUAUGAUCGGAAUUUACAACUUUUUUUAAAUCAAAAUAAAAAUAUUCAAAAAGACUCUUUAGGUUUUUUGUUUUAUUAA